AUGAGAAAAAACUACAAGCCUCCGGAUAGCCAAACACGGCUGACAGUAAAGACAUCUUCUAGUAAGCUUCGCGAAGCUAUUCGUCCCAGUACUCGGGGACCAGGAAAUACAACUAAAAGUAUCAACAACAACACCAAAGGGAGUCAUUUUAUUGAGGAGAAGAGAAACAGGAGUAUAAAAAAAAGCUACGUGCUGGAGAGUGAAAGUGAAGAUGCAGAGAUUGAUAUGCCUGACCUUGGUGACGAUGAUGAAGAGGAAGAUGAGGAAGAAGACGAUGAUACCGAUGAUGAUGGACUAAAUCAUGGAAAUAUUGAUGGAGAUGUUGAUAUGGGCAACGAGAUUACUGCAGCUCCUACGAAAAAACCGAAGAAUGUCAUCAAACAGCUCGUUAUACCUAGAUCAGCACCGAAAGGUACUUCAGCCCCUCAGUUGAAGCAAAAACAAGUUCAGUUUCAGGCUAGUGACGAAGAUGAGCUGAGCGAGUUGGAAAGCAAUGCAGGUGAGGAAGAUGAUAAUAUACGGGGUGGCGAGGAAGAUGCUGAAGGUGAGGAGGACUUGGAGCUCGGAGCUGAAGAUGAUGAUGAAGAGCCAGAAAGUGGAGCAGGGAGCCAAGCUUCUACACAUGAUAUAAACAAGCUCACCAAGCGACAAAGAGCCAGACUUCAGGAAGAUGAUGGAGGAAGUUUGAUCGCUCUACCUGACGAAGUUCAAGUAAAGAAACAUCUCACUGCAGAAGAACACGCUAUGCGACGCGCUGAAAUGGCACGCCGACGCAAGAACUUGAGCGAAAAGCGUAACGAAGAAGAAAAAUUGGAAACAAUCAAUAAGUUACUGAAAAAACAAGCUCCUAAGACCAAUUCACGACGUAGAGACCUUAAUGCGGCUACCGCCGGAGACAACAAUAUUGAAUAUUCCGAGACUCCAAAACCCGAUCCUACCCUUGUACGCUGGAUAAGUUCUAAAAGAGGUAACCAGAUACUGGUACCUCAGGAAUGGUUAGACGGUCCUGUGGGCGAUAUAUUCAUGAACAAAACUCGCUCAGAAAACUUCACGGUUGAAGAAAGAGUUGGAUAG
This is a messenger RNA of Blumeria graminis f. sp. triticale, 1074 nucleotides long. The record is from the annotation of a GenBank genome assembly. Lineage: Eukaryota; Fungi; Ascomycota; Leotiomycetes; Helotiales; Erysiphaceae.